Messenger RNA from Lachancea lanzarotensis, 2121 nucleotides. Its product is annotated as LALA0S02e10110g1_1. Gene Ontology annotation, cellular component: Golgi apparatus. Lineage: Eukaryota; Fungi; Ascomycota; Saccharomycetes; Saccharomycetales; Saccharomycetaceae. The transcript has a single exon. The record is from RefSeq and is a predicted model, not a curated record. Gene Ontology annotation, biological process: mannan biosynthetic process. Gene Ontology annotation, molecular function: alpha-1,2-mannosyltransferase activity. The coding region runs from base 1 to 2121 and encodes 706 amino acids.
AUGAGCCUUUUUCAAGCUACCAGAGGCUUGCCAAAAAGAGUGGGUGCAAGCUUGGAUCUUCUUGGAACGCGUUUGAGACAGUCAAAUCAUGUUUUUAGGCGAGGUAAACCCAAAGCCUUGUCGACCAUCAUUAUGGCCAUAGUAGGUCUUAUCGCAGUGAUAGCAGUAAUUCAUGGAGUUCAUCGGAUUCACGAUGGAGACAUCUCUAUGGACAUGCUGCUUUAUGAUGAUGAUGGAUACUCGAACGGAAAGAACCAGGGCUCAAACGAAGAAAUAGAUUCAACGUAUUCUGAUGACUACGAAAAUAUCAAUGCAGGCGUGAAUCAGGAGCACUAUGGAAUAGUGAGCAAAGCGGUGGAGGAGACUUUGAAAAGGAUAAUGAAGUUCUCUCCUGACGGUAAACUGGACACUACCAGGAAAAAAGAGUGCGUCAUCGCCGAUGUUUCAAUUACGGACACUGCCCAAUUCCACAAAUUGACUGAAGAAUCCUUAAGCAACUGCGUGCAAAUCUCUGACGAUACGUUGGGCAAGCUGCGCGAGGGUUUUGAAGGUUUUAGAAAAUCCAUUGCGGACGACUUAUUGCCUUUGUUUGAAGACGAAAACGAGUCUGCUUUCCACGGCGAGGGAAUCGUGAUUGUAGGAGGUGGCAAAUACACACUGUUUGCCCUGCCUGCGAUCAAAGCGAUCCGUCAGAAUAGCGGGGUCAAAAUCAAAGACAGCAUCCCAAUCGAAAUCAUCAUUCCUCCACAGGACGAUGCCGACAAAGGAUUUUGCGAAAACAUAUUGCCAGUACUGGAUCCUACUGGGCUCACCAAGUGCGUGUUUCUAGAUAAAGUGCUGAAAAAGGAGUCGUUGCAGCACUUGCAGGGCUAUCAGAUCAAGCCAUUGGCUUUGCUGGUGUCGAGUUUUGAACGAGUUUUGAUGCUGGACUCAGACAACUACGUUGUCAACUCGCUGGAGGGCUACUUCACUAAUCAAAAGUUUGCUGAAAAAGGUUUGGUCCUGUGGCCUGACUACUGGCGUCGUUUGCACCAUCCCAAAAUCUACGAUUUGCUGAAUCUGCAGCUGGAAAGAGACCGUAAAGACCGGAACUCGAUUGACGACGGCACGCCAAGUUACAUGUUUACAGCAGACGCCAAGACCACACCAUUUCACGAUCUAGCCAACACGAUCCCUGAUGGUGGCACAGAAUCAGGCCAAUUGCUGCUUGACAAGAAAAAACACUUGAACACGCUACUCAUGAGUUUGUACUUCAAUUACAACGGACAGUCUUAUUACUAUCCUUUGCUAGGCCAAGGUUUUGCAGGUGAGGGUGACAAGGACACUUUUGUAUUGGCUAGCCGGGUUCUCCACGGUCCCAACUCGUGGCACCAGGUGAAAACGCCAGUUUCUGCAAUAGGCCACUGGACAGACACCAAAGACGAGAUCCGAAUUCCGGACGCAGAGCUCAACAAAGCCGGCGACUCCAAAUCUUUCAGAGGCACUGCAAUGCUCCAGCACGAUUAUAUUGAGGACGCUAGGUGCCAUGCCAUUGCUCGCGAGGUGCUGGGAAACAGCUACCGUGCCAAAGAGGACAAGUUCUGCGACGAAUGGUUCAAAUCCCACAAGGCAGACUUCAGUAACAACGCUGAUGAGCGCCAUAAGCAGUGCCGCGACAGUUCUGAGGUGCGUGAAGCCUACUACGCCGACAUCCGAGACUCCUACAACAUACAAGACUUCCUUGCCUUUUUCAAGUACACUAAAGUCUCGUUCGUCCAUUCCCAUCUGCCCAAAUAUGACCCAUGGGAGUGGUAUCAGUCCGGCGAUAUGAUGUAUGACGGUUCCAAGGCCUACAAGAAUCACCAGAAUGACCCUCAGUACAAACCAGCCGGCUCUGGACACUACCGCAUGUACGGAUCAAAGCUUUCCGAAGUUACCGAUUACGACCUUGAGUUGGCCAAUUGGGAUGCGUUCAAGACUUACUUGUGCGAUAUGAAAGACGGCUACAAGAACUUUGGAUAUUUGUCUGCCAAGAUCGCUGCUAGCAAGACCCCAGUCAAAGAUUACCACGAUAUGUGCACCUACAUCAACGAUCGAGUGACUUAUUUGAAGAGCACUUCCUGGGAUGAUUUGAAUGUGUGA